Clarias gariepinus (North African catfish) is the source of this 4762-nucleotide messenger RNA. RefSeq names its product sialoadhesin-like. The transcript has 21 exons. NCBI's taxonomy places the organism in Eukaryota, Metazoa, Chordata, Actinopteri, Siluriformes, Clariidae. Bases 1 to 4038 code for a protein of 1345 amino acids. The record is from RefSeq and is a predicted model, not a curated record.
AUGAGCGAACUUGAGGUGGAGAUAAUUCCUGGUAGUGUGACAGAGGGAGACGACGUCACUCUCAUGUGUAAAACCAGCUGCAGCCUGACUGGCAGACUAACAUUCAUCUGGUACAAACAGGAAUAUUUCCACUUUUCCAUCAUCUCCUACUCUAACCCGCUCCAUCUGACAUCUGUCAGUAAGAAGGAUGCAGGCAGAUACAGCUGUGCAGUACAGGGACAAAGUUAUCGCUCCCCAGCUAUCACUCUUAAUGUCCAAUAUCUUCCUAAAUAUGUCUCAGUGUCCAUAAGUCCUUCUGGUGAGAUAGUGGAGGGCAAUUUGGUGACUCUGACCUGCAGCAGUGACGCUAACCCACCUGUGGAGACCUACACCUGGUAUAAGGAAACAGCCUUUGUGAGAACAGGAAAAACCUACACCAUCAGUACUAUUGACUCUGCAGACAGUGGAGAUUACACGUGCCAGGCUGAAAAUAAACACGGACAUCAGUCCUCUACUGCUGUGUCUCUGAAUGUCCUGUAUCCUCCAAAAAGUGUAUCAGUGUCUAUCUGUCCCUCUAGUGAGAUAGUGGAGGGCAGUUCGGUGACUCUGACCUGCAACAGUGAUGCUAACCCACCUGUGAAAAAGUACAUCUGGUACAAGGGAAAAUCCUCUAUAGGAACAGGAAAAACCUACACCGUCAGUACUAUCAGCUCUGCGGCCAGUGGGGAUUACACGUGCCAGACUGAAAAUAAACACGGGCAUCAGUCCUCUACUGCUGUGUCUCUGAAUGUCCUGUAUCCUCCAAAGAAUGUCUUAGUGUCCAUCAGCCCCUCUGGUGAGAUAGUGGAGGGCAGUUCGGUGACUCUGACCUGCAGCAGUGAUGCUAACCCACCUGUGGAGCUCUACACCUGGUAUAAGGAAAAAUCCUCUAUAGGAACAGGGAAAAACUUCACCAUCAAUACUAUCAGCUCUGCGGCCAGUGGGGAUUACAUGUGCCAUGCUGAAAAUAAACACGGACAUCAGUCCUCUACUGCUGUGUCUCUGAAUGUCCUGUAUCCUCCAAAAAGAGUCUCAGUGUCCAUCAGUCCCUCUGGUGAGAUAGUGGAGGGCAGAACAGUGACUCUGACCUGCAGCAGUGAUGCUAACCCACCUGCAGAGUAUACCUGGUUUAAAGGAACAGUACUUAAAGGCAAAGGAAAAUCCCACACAAUUGAAAAGAUCAGGUCUGAGGACAAUGGAGAGUAUAAGUGCAAAUCCCGCAAUCGAUAUGCACAGAAAUACUCAAAGAAAAUCACAAUAAAUGUUUUGAGUUCUCUUAAAAAUGUCUCAGUGUUCAUCAGUCCCUCUGGUGAGAUAGUGGAGGGCAGUUCGGUGACUCUGACCUGCAGCAGUGAUGCUAACCCACCUGUGGAGCUCUACACCUGGUAUAAGGGAAAAUCCUCUAUAGGAACAGGAAAAACCUACACCAUUACUAGUGUCAGCUCUGUGGACAGUGGAGAUUACAGGUGCCAGGCUGAAAAUAAAUAUAGACAUCAGUCCUCUACUGCUGUGUCUCUUAAUGUCCUGUAUCCUCCUAAAAGAGUCUCAGUGUCCAUCAGUCCCUCUGGUGAGAUAGUGGAGGGCAGUACAGUGACUCUGACCUGCAGCAGUGAUGCUAACCCACCUGCAGAGUAUACCUGGUUUAAAGGAACAGUACUUAAAGGCAAAGGAAAAUCCCACACAAUUGAAAAGAUCAGGUCUGAGGAGAGUGGAGAGUACAAGUGCAAGGCCAGCAACCGAUACGGAGAGAGAUACUCUGAUAAAGUCAACGUAAAUGUUUUGUAUCCUCCUAAGAAUGUCUCAGUGUCCAUCAGUCCCUCUGGUGAGAUAGUGGAGGGCAGUUCGGUGACUCUGACCUGCAGCAGUGAUGCUAACCCACCUGUGGAGCUCUACACCUGGUAUAAGGUGAAUGAAAGCUCACCUGUAGGAUCUGGACAGAGUUACAGCUUCACGUUGAGCUCCAACAGCAGUGGAUGGUUUUACUGUGUGGCUCAGAAUAAAUACGGGACUCAGAGAGCUGCUGCGGUUCCUCUUAUUUUAAAUGUCCUGUAUCCUCCUAAAAGUGUCUCAGUGUCCAUCAGUCCCUCUGGUGAAAUAGUGGAGGACAGUACUGUGAUUCUGAUCUGCAACAGUGAUGCUAACCCACCUGUGCGGACUUACACUUGGUAUAAGCAAAGAUCUUAUAUAGGAAUAGGACAUAUCUACACCAUCAGUACUAUCAAAUCUGCAGACAGUGGAGAUUACACGUGCCAGGCUGAAAAUGAAUACGGACGUCAAUACUCAACUGCUGUGUCUCUAAAUGUCCUGUAUCCUCCUAAAAAAAUCUCUGUGUCUGUCAGUCCCUCUGGUGAGAUAGUGGAAGGCAGUACAGUGACUCUGACCUGCAGCAGUGAUUCUAACCUACCUGGGCAGAUCUACACCUGGUAUAAGGGUUCAUCCUUUGUAAGCAUGGGAAAAUCUUAUGUCAUUAACAGGAUCAGUCAUGAAGACAGCGGAGAAUACAAGUGCAAGUUUGAACAUCUAUAUGGAGAACAAUACUCUGAUGGAGUGACACUAAAUAUUGUAGAACUUUCCAAGAAACUCUCAGUGUCCAUCAUUCCCCCUGGUAAGAUAGUGGAGGGUACUACAGUGACUCUGACCUGCAGCAGUGAUUCUAACCCACCUGGGCAGAUCUACACCUGGUAUAAGGGUUCAUCCUUUGUAAGCAUGGGAAAAUCUUAUGUCAUUAACAGGAUCAGUCAUGAAGACAGCGGAGAAUACAAGUGCAAGUUUGAACAUCUAUAUGGAGAACAAUACUCUGAUGGAGUGACACUAAAUAUUGUAGAACUUUCCAAGAAACUCUCAGUGUCCAUCAGUCCCCCUGGUAAGAUAGUGGAGGGUAGUACAGUGACUCUGAACUGCAGCAGUGAGGCUAACCCACCUGGGCAGAUCUACACCUGGUAUAAGGGUUCAUCUUUUAUAAGCAUGGGACAGUCUUAUGUCAUUAACAGGAUCAGUCAUCAAGACAGCGGAGAAUACAAGUGCAAGUUUGAACAUCUAUAUGGAGAACAAUACUCUGAUGGAGUGACACUAAAUAUUGUGGCACCUCCUAAGAGAGUCUCAGUCUCCAUCAGUCCAUCUGGUGAGAUAAUGGAGGGCAGUACAGUGACUUUGACCUGCAGCAGUGAUGCUAACCCACCUGUAGAAAUUACCUGGUUUAAAGGAACAUCACAUAUAGCAACAACAGAAACCUACAUUAUUCCCAAGAUCCGCUCUGAGGACAGUGGAGAUUACAGGUGCAAUUCCAGCAACCAAUACGGAUGGAAAUACUCUAAAAAAGUAAUUGUAAAAGUUAUGUAUCCUCCCAAGAGAGUCUCAGUGUCCAUCAGUCCAUCUGGUAAGAUAACAGAGGGCACUACAGUGACUCUGACAUGCAGAAGUGAUGCUAACCCACCUGUAAAGACCUACACCUGGUAUAAGGAAAAAUCAUCUAUAGGAACAGGAAAAACCUACACCAUUAGCAAGAUCAGGUCAGAGGACAGCGGAGAUUACAGGUGCAAGUCCAGCAAUAAAUAUGGAGCAAAAUACUCAAAUGUUACUCUAAAUGUUCUGCAUCUAAUUAAAACUGUCUCAGUGUCUAUCAGUCCCUCCAGUGAGAUAUUAGAGAGCAGUUCAGUGACUCCGACACUCAGCAAUGAUGGCGAACCACCUGUGAACACCGACACUUCCAUUUCCCUGAGUUUGGGUGCAGUUAUUCCUGUCUGUGGAGUCUGUGUAGUCGGAGCUAUUAUAGCUAGAAUUCUUUGUGUGAGCACGAGAAAAAGGAGGAAGAGAAAUGCAGUUAAACGGCAGCAGGAUGCUGGCCUGCAUGCUGAAGAAAGCUCAUACACUGUCCUCCAACCCAUGACCAGGUCAUCUAAUGAUGUGUACUCCACACUUGCAGUUCAUCCCCGGCCUCCUGAUAACACGUAUGCAGCUCUGAAUCCUCGGUCUAUCACUUCUGAUUAUGACACACUAAAAGUUUUGAAAAAGCAUCACUGACAUAAUCUGCACCAUAGAGAGAGAGAGAGAGAGGAAAACUUCCACAUUUGCAAUGGUUCAAGAAUGAAAUUUUAAAAUGAUUUAAUGUGCCUGGCUGCAUGUGGUUCAUUUGUGUAAUAAGUGAAUGUUGUCAAGUCUUUUGCAUAACACAGUAUCAUAUACUUAGUUUUUCUAUAUGUGCCAUAUUUUUAAAUUGCCUUAAGGAACUGUGGGAUUUUAUUUCCUUCCAAGUCGCACAACUUAAUAGCGCUUUUUCUUCCAUCUGGAGAUUGAGUUUGAAUCCCGAUGUCUGAAAGACCACAAAAGUAAUUAGAGAUUGAAUCUCUCUCUCUUUCUCUCUUCCGCUCUCAUGCAUGCAGAGAGAAAGAAAGAGAGAGAUUCAUACAAAGGGCAAAUGAAAGAGAGAGAAAGACAGAAAACACCUUCGUCUUUAUUAAAUAAAGUGUUACCGACUUAACAUCCUGAACUCUUUUGUUCUAUUUAUUUUUUAAUUACAUAAAUCAUCUUUAUUGCAGCCAUACUGUAUUUAGUUGUUUUGCAUUUAUUCCGCCUUCUUUUGUUUAUGUUAAACGGAUUUGUUUUAGUUUCCGUCCAUCAUGACACUUUGUCUAACUGUCCUAAUGUAUUCACCUGUUCGGUGUCAUGCUGAUUAGUUUGCUUAUUUCUGCCCUGACUUUGUUGUCGCAUUAUAUUUGUGUUUGAUUCUGAAUCUACUUUCUGUCUU